Funneliformis mosseae is the source of this 1305-nucleotide messenger RNA. The record is from the annotation of a GenBank genome assembly. Lineage: Eukaryota; Fungi; Glomeromycota; Glomeromycetes; Glomerales; Glomeraceae.
AUGAAAUUUCUUAAAUUUAUUAAAAAGAAGAAUUUAUUAAUUCUUGUAACGAUUGUAAUAUUUUAUAUCAUUUAUACCAUAAGCAUUCGUUUAUCCUUUGAAAGUAAUGGAAUCGAAAUUCAAAGGGAUUUCCAAUCGAAUAAUAAUGGUGAUCCCGAUGAGAAAUUCAUUACGUACCUACCACAUAGCGGAUUUAAUAAUCAAAGAAUUUCUAUGGAGAAUGCAUUAUUCAUGGCAUACUUUUUAAAUAGAAGCUUAAUAUUACCUCCAAUCGUAUUCCUUGACGGUCUAAAUCACCUCUAUUCCGAGAAAACCGAUAAACUUUACUCAAAAUUGAUUCAAUUGAAUCAUGAUUCCAACAAUUUUACGAGUUGCAAGGAUAAACGAUGCAAACAAGUUAAAUUUACCUUAUAUCCUUGGGAUGAAUUAAUUGACAUGAGUUGGAUACGAGAACGUAUUAAAAUAACCUACAGAAGUGAUUUUAAUUUAACCUCCCUUUUAACUUCCUUGAAUAUUACCAAUGAACAGGAAUUCUUAUUCUUGAAAGAUGAAUUUAGUUAUCAUUAUAAAUUUUAUGAUGAUUCGAAUUCAACUACUUCAUUAGAUAAAUUUCAUGUGAGAAUCAACCUUUCGGAUUUAAAAAAAGAUCAUCAUAAUAAAAGAUUAAUUCACUUUGGUAGUUUGUUCUCUUCAAGUAGAAUUGUUAAGGAAUUACCGGAGAGCAGAAUAUUUUGGAAGAAUUUAACACGAGAACUCGUUCCAAAUAAUCAAAUCUUGGUUGAAAUCACUCGGGAUAUUAUAAAUGAGUUGGGAGGUCAAGGAAAUUUUAUUGGUUCUCACAUUAGAUUGGGUGAUUCAUUCUUUCAAGUUAACGGAAACAAAACCUUGGAUAAGAUAACGCAAAGGAUUAUAAACGAUUACAUCAAAAAUUCCGUACCAAAUCAUCCAAAUGAUAAAUUAUUUACUUUAUGUAAAGAUGAUUUGUCCAAACCAAACACGGUACCUUUAGUAAUAUUCUUGGCAACCGAUAAAGACCGAUCAGAUCCUAGAAUACGAUCAUUUCUCGAAAUAUUUCCUUGCACGUUUACGCAAUCUGAUUUUAUCUAUUCACUUGAACCCUUGAAAAGGGUAAUCAAUCCAUUAGGUAAUAUGAAUAUGCAAAAAUUUUUCGCGCCAUUUGUGGAUUUAUUGGUUGUCUCGCAUGGAGUUAAAUUUUAUGGGACCGAAAAAAGUACUUUUUCAUCAUACGCUCAAAGAUUACACGAUAUACAUCAAGAGGAUAACUUUGUAGAUUUUAUUUCCUAA